AUGUCGGACACGAUCAAGGAAUUCGUCGAUAUCCCGCAGAACUUCUUCCGCGAAGGGACGCACUUUGUCAACCGAUGCACCAAGCCUAACCGCAAAGAAUACAUUCAGAUCUGCAGAGCGGUAGGCCUCGGAUUCGUCGUCAUGGGGUUCAUUGGGUACUUUGUCAAGCUCAUUCACAUUCCAAUCCACUCGAUCCUUGUGUAA
Messenger RNA from Kalmanozyma brasiliensis GHG001, 204 nucleotides. Its product is annotated as Protein translocase complex, SecE/Sec61-gamma subunit. Bases 1 to 204 code for a protein of 67 amino acids. Gene Ontology annotation, biological process: protein targeting; post-translational protein targeting to membrane, translocation. NCBI's taxonomy places the organism in Eukaryota, Fungi, Basidiomycota, Ustilaginomycetes, Ustilaginales. Gene Ontology annotation, molecular function: transmembrane protein transporter activity. The record is from RefSeq and is a predicted model, not a curated record. Gene Ontology annotation, cellular component: membrane; Ssh1 translocon complex. The transcript has 4 exons.